AUGGUGGAAACUAUCGAGAAGUGGGCUAACCAAUAUGGAACUGAGGCAGGGUGCUUUGAAUUUUACAUGUUGGGCACAAGAUUGCUGGUGGUCUGCCGGGAAGAUCGUGCCAGAGAAAUCCUCGCGCUUAGGCCUUUCAAAGUCACUCGCAGUCCAGAGGUUCAAGAAGCAGUCUACAGCGUGGGCGGCAAAGGUGUCUUUGGUGCUGAAGGAGACCAAUGGAUACAGGAGAAAAAGCUGGUGUCCUCCAGUCUUAAUGAAAUCCACAUGCAGGACUAUGUGCCAGCCUUGAGAGAGUCUGCUAUUGCCCUGAUGCAGAAAUGGCGGGUUGACGCUAAGAAAAGGCCAGACAGUGUUGUUACAGUGAAACGAGAUAUGAGCCAUGCACUUGCUGACAGUGUUGCAAAACUGUUUAUGGGCCAUAAUAUGGAUUGUCUCAACAAUCAAAAGUCAGAUGUGGCUGCCAUGGUCUUUCAGCUCUUGAAGGCAGUAUUUCUACGAUUUGUCUCUCCGGUCAAAUACUGGCGUAUUCCUUUCAUUGGCCAAGAACUAGAUGGAUUUGGGCAGUAUCUCCGUAGGGGAAUGACAGUCAUUGAUCAAAUGAUAAUGGAGUUUGAAGAGGAGCGUGCUACCAACUCCAAGACCCAAUCAAAGACAUUUCUUUCUAAACUUUAUGAUGCCAUGGAAAAAGAAAAAUCAAAAUUGGACCAUGAGAGAAUUGUAGGAAACAUUGUCACCGCAUUUGCUGCAGGUAUUGACACUACCUCCUUGACAUUGCUAUCAGCUCUGUUCAUUCUUGCAACCAACAAGGAAAUGCAGGCCGAAUUGAGAGAACACAUCACAGACUUUGAUUUGGAGGCAGCUAAAAUUGAUGACUUCUACUCCAAAGCACCUUUGCUCAAGUCCUUUCUCCAUGAAGUCCAUCGGUACCAUUGUACUCCAAUCAUAACACUGCAGCCUACACAAGACAUCCCAUUUGGUGGUACAACAUUGCCCAAGGGUGCUAGAAUCAUGAUCUUUCUAAGUCACAUCAUGCUCCAGAAGGACUCACCUGCUGAUGGCGUUCCAGCUGGCCCUGAUGAUGCACCACCACAUGUGUUUUCUCAUCGCCGAUAUCUUGCGCCUGUCAAUGAGGACAGCACUGCCAGCAACAAGGAACAAAAGCGGCAGAGUGUUGACCCAUUGACCAAGGGAAUGUCAUUUCUCUCCUUUGGUCAUGGGGUUAGAUCCUGUCCUGGCAGGUCCUACACUGAAAUCUUUUCCUAUUCUUUUUUGAUCAAGAUGCUACAGACUUUUGAAUUUGAACUAGCACCAAACCACCCACUAGUAAAGAUAGUUGCUGACACUGUCAUGGCUCCAGACAAAGACAUCGAGCUCAAGUUGACACCACUCUCCAAUGAUGAGAUGUAG
Messenger RNA from Seminavis robusta, 1410 nucleotides. The record is from the annotation of a GenBank genome assembly. Lineage: Eukaryota; Bacillariophyta; Bacillariophyceae; Naviculales; Naviculaceae.